AUGAUGAUGCCAAAGAGAGAGAUUACAGAGACAGAGAAUCCCAACCAAGCUGCUUCUUCUUCAAUCUUUCCCGAUCAUCACUUACCUACAACCACAAAUUAUUUCCCCUUAUCAGGAGAAACCAUCUUCGACAUGUACUGCGAAAAUGAGAAACCUGGGUUGUCCAUCGGCUUCAUGGAUUUACUGGGUAUCCAAGAUCUCAAUCCUUCCAUAUUCGAAUUCCUACAGCAACAGCAGCACCACCAUCACCAACAACAACCGCAGAUGCCAUUGUCGCCACCAACGGCACCACCACCUGCGGAAUCCUCCACGUUUUCAUCAUCGUCUACGGAAGCCGCUAACGAUGAACAGACCAAAGCAGUGGACCAGGAAGAAGAGGAGAAGCCCAAGGAACCGUCGAAACAACCUAAAAAGAAGAACCAGAAACGGCAGAGAGAACCGAGAUUUGCAUUCAUGACGAAAAGCGAGCUUGAUCAUCUAGAAGACGGAUAUAGAUGGAGAAAGUACGGACAAAAAGCUGUGAAGAAUAGCCCUUUUCCAAGGAACUACUAUCGUUGCACCAGUGCGUCAUGCGGAGUGAAGAAGAGAGUGGAGAGAUCAUCGGAUGAUCCAUCCAUUGUUGUAACUACAUACGAAGGCCAACACACUCAUCCAAGCCCCGUCAUGCCUCGUGGAAGCUCUGCCGGAAUCUGUCCAAACUCCGGAGGCUUUACCUCCGCUACUGCUAACUUGGCCGCCUUGCCUAUGCAGAUCACGCAGUCUCAAUUCCAUCAUGGACACCAACAUCAGCGGCAGCAGCAGCAGCAACAAUAUUUCAACAACUUUCCACCUUCUUUUAAUUUCAACUGCAAUAGUCUUCCAUCAACUCAUCCUCUUGCACAAGAGAGACGUUUUUGGGCUUCUCAAGCUUCUUUACUAAGUGAUAAUGGACUUCUUCAAGACAUUUUUCCUUCUGAUAUGCGAAAUUAAGGAGGUCUGGUCAGAUUGAGAGAGAGAGAG
Molecule: messenger RNA, 999 nt
Organism: Telopea speciosissima
Lineage: Eukaryota; Viridiplantae; Streptophyta; Magnoliopsida; Proteales; Proteaceae
Product: WRKY transcription factor 23-like
Exons: 3
Coding region: 1-969 (322 amino acids)
Biological process (GO): regulation of DNA-templated transcription
Molecular function (GO): DNA-binding transcription factor activity; sequence-specific DNA binding
Source: RefSeq, a predicted model, not a curated record